Molecule: messenger RNA, 1889 nt
Organism: Nelumbo nucifera (sacred lotus)
Lineage: Eukaryota; Viridiplantae; Streptophyta; Magnoliopsida; Proteales; Nelumbonaceae
Source: RefSeq, a predicted model, not a curated record
CCUAUUGUCUAUCACGUUUGCCUAGCGAAAAGAAGAAAGAAAUCAAUCAAGAAAAGCUCAUUGGUUGGAUAUAUUAGUCAAGUCAGCUUAAGAAGAAGAAGAAGAAGAAAAAGUUUUAUUAUGAUGAUGCUGUUACAAAAUCUAUGAGAAACCUGUUUAAUGGUGGAUCCUAAUCAUGCAUUCUAUUUAAGCACAAGGGAUAGUAGUGACAUCAAGUGAAAUCACUGUUUAAUGAAACCAUAAGACAGCAUGACAUAAGUGAAUUAUAUGGUUUACAAAAACUUUUGACAAGAAUUUCCUUGGAAGUAUAUAUCUCAAAGUCAAAGGAAUCUUUAGACGUUGUCAAUAAAGUGAGAGGAGAGAGAGAUAAUUUCCUUAAACAAAAAUGGUCCAAAUAUUAUAUUAUAUAUAUUUUAAUUAAGUAAACUAAAAAUGAUUGAAAAAUAACAUAUGGAGCUUGAAGCUAGGACUAUACUAGUAAAAACUAAACAGAUAUAGAAAUAGGGGUGGAUCCAUAUUUAAUCCAAUUACAAUGGAUUGAAUUUGGAUCACCCUUCAUCUGAUAUAGAAUUUGGACAAACAAAUACCUGGCUCUUAUAAUAAGUAUUGGUUAUACAGGGUAAGAGGGGAGGCAUGGCCUUUUCAUCCACCGUGAAUUGGAGCUUUUGCUCCCUUUUAAAGGAACAAAAGGUUUUAUCUGUGUACUAGCUAGAUUGUAUUAUGGUAAAGAAUAAAUAAAGGCGCUAGCAAGUAUAUUAAUAACAGGAGGCUGAGAUAGUGAGAUGUAAGCUAAGAAAUCCCCACGCAUUCUGCCUUGUGAAUCUCUUCCCCCCUUAAAUACCUUCUUACAUAAUCCACUCGUCACUCCUCUGGUUAAAUUCUCUUAUCCUUCACACCCCCCCCCCCCCCCUUUCUUGUAUAACUAAUUCCCCAGCCAGCUAAUAUGCACCUGGGAGACCAACAGCAACCACCGCCUAAUCCAUCACUACCACCUCCUCCUAUGCCCUUUCCCUCCACCCAAACGUCUGUGAACCCAGUGCCAGUGGACCAAUUCCCAGAGCACUCCCGUAGUAAUCCCACGUCUGACCCUCCCUCACCCAAAAUGACUAUGUCUUCUUCCGCUGCUCCCCCACCCAUCGCCGGAAAACACCCGAUUUAUCGAGGAAUCCGCUGCAGGAGCGGCAAAUGGGUGUCUGAAAUCAGGGAGCCGCGCAAGACUACACGGAUAUGGCUCGGCACGUUCCCUACACCGGAGAUGGCUGCCGCCGCCUACGACGUGGCAGCACUCGCUCUCAAGGGCAAUGACUCUGUCCUUAACUUCCCUGAGACUAUUAGUUCUUACCCAAUUCCAGCGUCUGCAUCGCCAUCCGAUAUACGCGCUGCAGCCGCUGCAGCUGCCGCUUCAAGACUCCCCAAGCCGGAGUCCAUCGACGACCCAGUACCACUACUCGGUCAGUCGGGAGAUGUUGACACCCAAUCUACUCGUCCAACAACCGCGGAAGAAUUCAUUGAUGAGGAGGCACUGUUUGAAAUGCCUAAGCUUCUGGCAAACAUGGCAGAGGGAAUGCUGUUGAGCCCGCCCAGGAUCGAUUCAGGCAUCAGUGACGACUCGCCGGAAAAUUCAGAUGGAGAAAGUCUAUGGAGCUACACUUAAUCUCGGUAGACCUCCUGCAACAUCCUUCGAAAUAAAGUCAGAAAUGAAAAAAAUAAAGCCAAUAAUAAAAAUAAGGAAGUGGUUCGAUUGAUACUGUUAAGGUCUUUAAACCAUAGCUUGCUUUCCAUCUUGUUGGAUUUUUCAAAAUAUAGGAUCUCUCAGUCCUAGAUCCUACUCUCAGUUUCACGAUGCACUGUAAUAUAUUUGCUUUGCUUUGUGCUUGUUUUUCCUCUCA